Mesocestoides corti is the source of this 954-nucleotide messenger RNA. Lineage: Eukaryota; Metazoa; Platyhelminthes; Cestoda; Cyclophyllidea; Mesocestoididae. The record is from the annotation of a GenBank genome assembly.
AUGGUUUUGGAGGAGUCCCAAAUGAAUCAAGCAAGUUGGUAUUACGGGGACAAGCAAAUAAGCAUUGGGACGAAACUUCUAGAACCUGUUCGAAUUGGCCUGUACGGUAUGGAGAAAUACCAGGCUCGGUUCUUCCCUGGUCGACCCGAUUUCGCUCCAAACAUGCCUGGUGUGAACGUUGACCGUCUACAGACCUACCAGCUAGAGGUACGAUUUGCAGACAUUACGGAUAAUGGGAGAUACCGCUGCGUCCUUGAGAUCAAAUCACUGCCACGACACUUGUGGCCAGAGGCGUACGGGGACUUGAUCGUCACGCAGGCGCCAAUAAUCCUUCCAGGACUUGCAUCAAAGAUAGUCGAUGAAGGUGACUCUCUCACGUGGGUGUGCAAGGCCCAAGGCUCGGCUGCGCCGCGUGUCAGCUGGACUAGAGCCAACGGCCGACCACUCAAUCUUCCCGGAUCACCUCAGAGAAUUUACAACGAGACGUUGCACAUACCGAAGGUUAACCGUUUCGACAGAGGCAUCUACCGUUGUCAUGCUGCAAAUAACGUUUAUGGCUCAACAGAGUACGAUGUGAUGCUGGAGGUCAAUUACAAACCACAAAUUCGAUUGGCACGUUACAAGGGCGCCUACGGUCAGAAAAGCGACAGCAACUACGACGUUAUAAUGGAGUGCAUCGUGAACGGUUAUCCUGAUCCCGAUCUGCUAUGGUUCAAGGGCAUCUACGACCCCAAGAUCAACAACAUUCCGCUUUACGACAGUGCCAAGUACGAAUUGGAGAAAACGCGAAGUUACGGAGCUGUCGGAACUAAUGUAACUGACGUGAUUUCCCUGCUGAAAGUGAAGAACAUUCGAGAAAGUGACUACGGCAAUUACACCUGCAUGGCGGCGAAUCGAUAUGGCUCAGAAAUGACGGUAACGUACAUAUUCUGUAAGUGCACAUUCAGGUUAUAA